AUGGAAGAAACGGAUACCGCUCCCUUCUCAUCCGCUGACAACGACUUCGAGAAGAUCUUUCAAGUGAUGAGGGAACCGUCAUCACUCGAAGAACUCAUCGCUGUGGACCGUUUCGGUGAGAACAGGAUCGUACCUAGUUGCAUGUUCAUUCACACCCUCAAUUUCCUCGCGCGCGCCAAUAUCGGAAAUGCGAAAAUCCUCAGUGCCGACAACGGUGACUCAUUGUUGCAAGUCCUCGACAUGACAAGCGAGCAGUUUUCCACUACCCCGUCAAAUUACAUGCUCAAGCAUUUUUCUCCUCCGCAUUGGUUCGCGUUCCUCAUGGUCUGGUGGGGCGGAACGGAUAUGAUUAUCUCAUGCGUCAAGAGCUAUAGCGCACGGAUGGGUCUCUGCUUUUUGCUAGAGGCGUUUGAGGCCGGGUUCUCUCCUGGAAUAAUCUACUUCCUUACCUUUAUCGCUUAUGGUGUUGGUCUCAUCAACGGCCCCAAAGGCUUGGAAGCGUGGCAGUGGUUAUUCAUCAUCGAGAGCUCUCUAUCACGUACUCUGGCGGUUGCAACGUACUUCUUCUUUCCGGCGUAUCCGGUGACAGCGACACGGCUAUCUGUGAAAGAAUGA
Desarmillaria tabescens is the source of this 615-nucleotide messenger RNA. RefSeq lists its product as uncharacterized. The record is from RefSeq and is a predicted model, not a curated record. Gene Ontology annotation, cellular component: membrane. Bases 1 to 615 code for a protein of 204 amino acids. Gene Ontology annotation, molecular function: transmembrane transporter activity. Lineage: Eukaryota; Fungi; Basidiomycota; Agaricomycetes; Agaricales; Physalacriaceae. The transcript has 6 exons.